Drosophila takahashii is the source of this 757-nucleotide messenger RNA. RefSeq lists its product as uncharacterized. Gene Ontology annotation, molecular function: zinc ion binding. The record is from RefSeq and is a predicted model, not a curated record. NCBI's taxonomy places the organism in Eukaryota, Metazoa, Arthropoda, Insecta, Diptera, Drosophilidae.
AAUCUGCUACAAUAGAGCCAAUCCAACGCAGAGCCUUCGGCUGAGAGGAUCGUAAAAGCAGGAAAAUCAGGAAAAAUGAAAGCCGGAAAACUGUGCGAACCGAAGUCAAUCAUCAUGGGGCGCAAGGCGGGCAGGAUGAUGGGAGAGCCGCGAGGAUCCGACCAUCGCGACCCUGAGCCCCUGCAGGAUCAGCAGGAUCAGGGGCAGCAGCAGCAGCAGGCGCAGGGUGAGCAGAACUCGAAGGCGGCGAACAGCGGCGACGGGGGUCAAAGUGCCUCCGGAUCCAGUGAAAACCAAGGGCAAGGUCAAGACUCAAACCAAAAGCAGAGCCAGCAGGAUAAUCGCGAUAAUCAAGAGGAGAACCGCGACCAGGAUAACCAGAAGAAGCGCUGCGACAAGUGCGGCAAGAAGCUCGGACUCACCGGGGGAUUCCCCUGCCGCUGCGGCGGCACCUACUGCGCCGUCCACCGCUACAGUGACCGUCAUGAGUGUAGCUUCGACUACCGCGGCAUGGGCGCCAACGAGAUCCGCCGCGACAAUCCCCUCGUCGUGGCCAGCAAGCUGAGGAAGCUCUAAUCUCUAAUCUGUAAUCUACAAUCCCAGGACCCCCCCUUCCCAAUCAAAAAGGACCUGUCACGGCUAUGACAUGACAAAAAAAAAUCCCGAGACGUCAAAAGCAACAACACCUUCUGCUACACAAAAGGGAAGACAAUUAAGUGGUAGACUGCUAUAAUAAAUCAUCACCAAUCACCACUCA